GGUGCUGUAGUUCCACUGAAUCGCCACCAUCAGGCAAUGUAGCUCCUCGUCUGGCUGUGACAGUCGACCUGCUCUGACUCACUGAGAGAAAAACUUCUCCCUCUCUUUCCAGCACUUUCUGGUUUUCUCUUCUUGACACUCUGUUCAUCCGACCGAGAACGUCCUAUCCCGAACCCGCCGAGGAAAUCUUCUGUGCUUCACUUUAUCUCUUCCUGCUCUGAUCUGGGGCUGUAGACUGAGGUUGGACUUAAAGGAUUCUUAACUUUUCCUUUUCUUCUUUUUACCCUCCCUGGCAUUGUCCAUGAGUGUGUUUGAGUGUCCGUGAGUCAGUAUGCCAUGUCGUCCCCUGGCUCGUCGUUUGUACAGAUAAAGCAUGAGGAUUUGCUUUUUUAUGAAAACUGUGGAGGAGGCAGCUUUGGGAGUGUCUACAGGGCCCUCUGGUUAUCCCAAGACAAGGAGGUGGCUGUGAAAAAGCUUCUCAAGAUCGACAAAGAGGCUGAGAUUCUCAGUGUACUGAGUCAUAAGAACAUCAUUCAGUUUUAUGGAGCUGUGCUGGAACCUCCCAACUAUGGCAUCGUCACAGAAUAUGCGAGUGGAGGGUCUCUGUAUGAUUACAUUUCCAGUGAGCAGAGUGAAGAAAUGGACAUGGAGCAAAUCAUGACAUGGGCCAUUCAAAUAGCCAAAGGGAUGCAUUACCUCCACGCAGAAGCUCCAGUCAAAGUGAUACACAGAGACCUCAAAUCACGAAAUGUGGUAAUGACUGCAGAUAAAGUGCUAAAGAUAUGUGACUUUGGAGCCUCUAAGUUUCUAUCUCACACCACCCAUAUGACUGUGGUGGGCACUUUUCCCUGGAUGGCUCCUGAGGUUAUUCAGAGUCUACCCGUCUCUGAGACCUGUGACACCUACUCAUACGGUGUGGUGCUAUGGGAGAUGCUGACUCGGGAGGUUCCUUUCAAAGGUUUCGAGGGGCUUCAGGUUGCGUGGCUGGUGGUGGAAAAGCAAGAGAGGCUAACCAUCCCCACCAGCUGCCCGGCAAGUUUUGCAGAGUUGAUGCGGAAAUGUUGGCAAGCAGAUCCAAAGGAGCGACCGCAAUUCAAGCAGGUGCUGCUAACCUUGGAGUCCAUGGCGAACGACAGCAGGCUGCCAGACCAGUGCAACUCCUUCCUUCAUAACAAGGACCAGUGGAGAUGUGAAAUUGAAUCAACCCUUGAACGCCUCCGGAAGCUGGAGAGGGAGCUGUACUCCAAAGAGAAGGAGCUGGAGGAGAGAGAGAGGAGGCUCAAACUGUGGGAGGAGAGGCUGAUGGAGAGGUCCAACAUGACUCCCAGUCCGACCUCUUUACUCAUGGACCGCUCAAACAUUUCCCCGUUCUUCACACCAAUGUCCAUCGGUUCCUCUGGCUCCUUCUUCCGCUCACACUCCCAGGACUCAAACAGCGCCAGCCUCAGCAGCGCAGGGGUCAGUAGCGCCGGUGUCAGCUGUCUCCUCCGCACACUCAGCAACGGAGACACAGAACGAGGGAGCAGUGCUGUUAUGGAGAGGGGCUUGGGUUCUCUCGACAGUGGCAGGCUGCACGUCAUGCUUCGAGGGUUACAGGGAAGGUUCGAAGAAGACAGGGAAGACGAAGGUACUAUUAAGGAGAAAGAUUGGGGCAAUAAGGAACAAAAUGAUAGCGGAAGUAUGGAGGGGGGGAGGGUGCAGGUAACACUCAGGAGCUUCCCGGGAGGCGUCGUCGAGAGGGAGGAGAGAACCUGGGAAGAAGGGGACAGGGAGCGAGGCGGCAUGCAGAGAAGCAGAGUGACCACGAUAGUUCGAGGGUAUUCGGGAGGAUUCGGCGAAACAGAGGAGCAGGGUGAGAAAGAUGGGGGGUGGGAAAUAGAAAAAUUAGGGGAUAAAUUAGAGGAGAGAGGGGUGGAGGGAGGGAUUGAGGGAAGCAGGCUGCCAUCCAUGUUUAAGGGUCUCCGAGGGAGUUUUGGUAGCUUGGGGGACAUGCUGUCCUUAGAUAUGGAUGAGAUGGGGGAGAUGGACAGACUUGGCGACAUGGACAUGAAUGUGAACAUAGGUGACCUGGGAGUGAUGAAGGUGAGUGGUCAGGGCAUCAGGAGCGAAGUGGGCGUCAGAGGUCACAGGAGUGACAUGGGGGUUGUGGUCCAGGGUGUCAGGGGUGACCUCAGCGAGGCCAUCACCCAGAAGAUAAGAGGCGAAGUCGGGGUUGUCGGUCGCUCCGGGAUGCAGGUGAGCAUGCGGGCAUCUUCCAAUCAGAACUCUGUGAAGAGCUGCAGCAUGCGACAUGGAACAAAGAUCAACAUGGCGACCUCCGCCAUGGACAUGAUGGAGCUCGACUGGUCCGACAGUGACUAGGAAACACAUUGGUGCACGCGGUCACGGCAAGGAGAAAUGGAAAAAUGGUUUAACUUGUUCACACAAACAGCAUGUGACCUGCAGGUUGUGUCACAGCCUUCAGAUGAGGCAGAUACAAAUCAUUUUUAAUGAACUUUAAUAAUGCACCCAUGUGUUUCAGGAGAAAGUACAGCAAUCCAAGCCCCUUUCAGACAUCAGCUUUUUAACAUAACGACUGCAACAACAAUGGCGGUCAGUUUUUCAAAGGCCACUUUUACAUGUCUCAUAUCUCCUAUACAUGCAAAUUCAUUCAUUAUAGAGAUUAAAUCAGCCGUUGACAAGAAUUUUGAUUCCAGCUGCAAGUAUGUUUGAUUUUCAGCUUAACUGGUUUGACCAGUCAGACUGAAUGCACCUUGCAUAACACCUGGUGUAUACCUACUGUUUAUGUCUUCAUAAACGGUGUCUCACCGCAGAAGCGCACACAUUGUCUGUUGAGCGACUGUUCUGUCGUUUCAGCCAAUCACACAUUUCAAAUUUUGCAACAGGUCCUGCACAGUGGGAGUGGUGCUAACCAAACAGGAAGAACUUCGAGAAGGCACAUUCAAUUUUACAAUGAUAUGCUCAGUUUGCAAAGUGUCACAUUGACUUAUAGAAACAGCUAAAAUGUUAAAUGUUAAACACUUAUAAAGUCAAGCUUUGUAGUUGGAAGUCUUCAUACCAAGGAAUGCACUCGCUCUAUAGAUUCGUCUUCUGCAAACAUUUGCUGAACGCCUGCAGAUUUGAUCUGCAGUGACAUCCAUUGCUUGAAAUAGGUACUGCAGUAAAUGCCUAAAGAAAGGGUUAAAAAAAAGUCAAACGGACAUUCUUUACACCUAAACUCUUUUGUGAUGCUUAAUAUAUCAAGAUCGUUGCAACAUAAACUCUCUUUGGAGUGGAUGCUGUUCCUGUGGAAAUCAAGACACAAAGUUAGCAAUUUGUGGAUCAGAAGACGAGCCUUUUUAAAACGAGUCAGAGGAAGCACAAAAUAUAGAACAGGUUCCUAGACAGGAAACUAUUUUCAAAGACACUGAGACAUGUCUGCAGUUCUUUCACACUCCAAGACUUGUACCAGAUAAAAGGAACAAGGCCUUUACUUUCGGAAAGAAUAUGUUUUCAAGAUGGGUAAAAGUGACCUUUGUGCUUAUUCUGAUAUGUUCUGUUAGCAUCAGAUAAACACAAACAAGCGUGUCUGAAAGGGGCGAAGUGUGCUGUCCCGACAAGUUCUCAGACUGACUUCACCUGUGUAAUUUAAAUAACUUUUAAACUGCUGCCUAACAUACUGUAAGAGGUACAACAAGUGUGACAAAACGAUGCACUUGAAUGCCACACUAAUAAGGCAGCACUGUCGUUUUUUUCUCCUCCUGCUUUCAAGGUAUUUUGUAGUUUGUGGAUUUCGUUUGUUAAACAUGCUUAGACUUCAUCAGUUCUAACUGUGAUCUAGUGUGAGAAUUUUUGGCAUUUUUUCCCCUCUGUAUAUUGUAUCAUUUUUCAAUAAAAAGAAAAUAUGUUUGA
Molecule: messenger RNA, 3891 nt
Organism: Xiphophorus hellerii (green swordtail)
Lineage: Eukaryota; Metazoa; Chordata; Actinopteri; Cyprinodontiformes; Poeciliidae
Product: mitogen-activated protein kinase kinase kinase 7-like
Exons: 11
Coding region: 337-2361 (674 amino acids)
Biological process (GO): protein phosphorylation
Cellular component (GO): cytoplasm
Molecular function (GO): ATP binding; MAP kinase kinase kinase activity
Source: RefSeq, a predicted model, not a curated record